CACAAGGCUUUUUUUUUUUUUAUUUACAGGUACUACAUAAGUAAAUAACUCUCUCUCUUCUUCACUACAGUGUCGUCGUCGUAUGGUUUUCGUUUGUAAAGAUUCCUCCAUAAGCACAGAGCAUUAAAAAGAGAGAGAGAGUUAAGCAAAAACCAAAGCAAAAGAAAAUUGUAGAGAGAGAAAUUUAUAAAAACUAGUGCAAUAACUCUCCGGGUCCGGGAAAUGCCCUUCUCUCCGGUUCCGUUUCCUCAUAACCACCAAACAACAUCAAAUGCCCAACCCAACAAAUGCUGCCAUAAAUAACAAUAAGAGAGUUUAAAGCAGGAGAGAAAUUUGCGGAGAGAAGAGCGUGAGGGGUGUUUUUUUAUGUGAGCUACAAAAUGCGUGAAGGACUUAUCGUUGAUGAGGUAACCGGCGUCGUUUCAACCACAAAGAAGAAGAAAUCAGGAGAGCUAGACAAUACUACUACUAAUAAUAAGCAGCUAGAUAAGGUUAUACUACUCGUGGCAGACCAAGAUAUCACAAAACAAGCAGCUAUUCCACCACUACCCAUUGUUGUUAGCCGCGCUCGAUCCCAAUCCACCACCCGCCGUGUCACUCCUGCCACCACGGUCGUCACUGCCAGCAGCUCGUCAGGCACCACUGUAGAAAAGCACCUCCCGAACGGGGAUCUCUACAUCGGAUCAUUCUCGGGUCACGCGCCACACGGAUCCGGGAAGUACAUCUGGACCGACGGGUGUAUGUACGAAGGCGAGUGGCGCCGCGGAAAAGCAUCUGGGAAAGGGAAAUUCUCUUGGCCUUCAGGAGCUACUUUUGAAGGGGGAUUUAAGUCGGGUCGGAUGGAAGGAUCCGGCACUUUUAUCGGAUCCGACGGGGACACGUACCGCGGGUCAUGGAGCUCCGAUCGAAAACAUGGGCAUGGGCAGAAAAGGUACGCGAAUGGAGAUUUCUAUGAAGGGACAUGGAAGAAGAAUUUUCAAGACGGGCAAGGGAGGUAUGUGUGGAAAAAUGGGAAUGAGUAUGUUGGUGAGUGGAAAAACGGCGUCAUUUCAGGGAGAGGAGUUUUGAUUUGGGCUAAUGGGAAUAGAUAUGAUGGGCAAUGGGAAAAUGGAGUGCCGAAAGGGAAUGGGGUGUUUACAUGGCCAGAUGGGAGCUGUUAUAUUGGGAACUUGAAUAAUAAUAGCAAGGAUAUAAAAGGACAGCAAUUGAAUGGCACAUUUUAUCCUGGGAAUGGGAAGGAAUGUUGUUUAAAAGGGAACAAGAGUGAUUUGGUUUUAACCGCUACAACGACGAGGAAGAGAUCGUCAGUUGAUGGAGGGCGAGGGAGUGGGAUGAAUUUUCCUAGGAUUUGUAUUUGGGAAAGUGAUGGGGAAGCUGGUGAUAUUACCUGUGAUAUUGUUGAUAAUGUGGAAGCAGAGAUGAUUUAUCGAGAUGGUUUAGGGUUGGAUCGAGAUGGGAUUAGACAGUUUAGAAGGGCCCCCUGUUGUUUUAGUGGUGGAGAGGUUAAGAAACCCGGCCUUCCCAUCUCGAAAGGGCAUAAGAAUUAUGAUUUGAUGCUUAAUUUGCAAUUGGGUAUUAGGUAUUCUGUUGGGAAGCAUGCCCAGAUUUUGAGGGAUUUGAAGCCAAGUGAUUUUGAUCCCAAGGAGAAAUUCUGGACGAGGUUUCCACCCGAAGGAUCAAAAAUUACACCUCCACACCAGUCUUCUGAUUUUCGAUGGAAGGAUUACUGCCCUGUGGUGUUUAGACGUUUGAGAGAGCUUUUUCAAGUAGAUCCUGCUGAUUACAUGCUAGCUAUUUGCGGCAAUGAUGCCCUUAGAGAGCUUUCUUCUCCGGGGAAGAGUGGAAGCUUCUUUUAUCUUACUCAGGAUGAUAGGUUUAUGAUAAAGACAGUAAAGAAAUCAGAAGUCAAGGUGCUUAUUAGGAUGCUUCCCAGUUAUUACCAACAUGUUUGCCGGUAUGAAAAUUCACUGGUGACAAAGUUCUUUGGUGUGCAUUGUGUUAAACCGAUUGGUGGACCAAAGACCCGUUUCAUUGUGAUGGGCAAUCUCUUCUGUUCAGAGUAUAGAAUACAUCGAAGAUUUGACCUGAAAGGAUCCUCCCAUGGCCGCACAGCAGAUAAGCCUGAGGGUGAGAUUGAUGAAACCACAACUCUCAAGGACCUUGAUCUCAACUUUGUUUUUCGUCUACAGCGGAAUUGGUUCCAGGAGCUUAUCAAGCAAAUUGAUCGUGAUUGUGAAUUUUUGGAAGCUGAGAAAAUCAUGGAUUAUAGUCUCUUGGUUGGUCUACACUUCCGUGAUGACAAUAAUUAUGACAAAAUGGGACUGUCACCAUUUCUUUUGCGUUCUGGAAAGAAGGAUUCUUAUCGGAAUGAAAAGUUCAUGCGUGGGUGUCGCUUUCUUGAAGCAGAGCUUCAAGACAUGGAUCGGGUUCUAUCUGGCAGGAAAUCUCUAAUAAGAUUGGGAGCAAACAUGCCAGCAACGGCAGAGCGGAUGGUGAGGAGGAGUGAUUUUGAUCAGUAUACCCCUGGUGGAUUUAGCCAUUUGACCCCUUCUCGAAGUGAUGAAGUCUACGAAGUGGUCCUUUAUUUUGGAAUUAUUGAUAUCUUACAAGACUAUGAUAUUAGCAAGAAGUUGGAGCAUGCCUACAAAUCCUUGCAAGCAGACCCUACCUCAAUCUCAGCUGUAGAUCCAAAACUCUAUUCAAAGAGGUUCCGGGAUUUCAUUGGGAGAAUAUUUAUAGAAGACAGGUAGCAGCGGCCAAGGAUGCUUGCAAGUAAAAAGUGUUGGUUGAAUUUGAACUGCGCCUUUCCGUGGGGAACUGAUGCGGGCAAUGGUUCGAUCAAAUAAUCUGCUUGUUGCAGAGACCAAGCUACUGCAGAUUGUGGUGAAGAUAGCUCGCCAGGCCGUUUUUGAGGUGGUGCUUUUAUGGCUGAAUUUUGAAGAUCAGCCAUAAAGUUGAAGAGGGGAGAGAGGGAAAGUGUGAUUCUGAUGUCCUUUUUAAAAUAUCUCGGAGAUUUUUGUGGCGACCAAGGAUUUUGUGAAGGUUUGAAAGAUAGGUAUAGGGAACGGGGAAAUGUUAUUUUUUCCCCACAGAGAGAAGAUUCAAAACGGGAGGGGGCAUUGGAAUAAGAAAAGUGUACAGCUUAUAGAAAAGAUGAAUGGUUUAUGGGAUUUUUUUGAGGGCUAUAUAUUUAAAAAAUUGUUUAAAUCACACCUCCCAUUAGAGAGGUCCCAUGUUCUCUCGCUCUCUCAUCCUUGGACUGUUGUUUGUAUAUAAACGGGCACUCUCUGCAGUAUAGAAAUGGGGUCAUUGCUUUACUUUUGCAGUGAAAGGGAGGCCAUUGAGCAGGAAGAGUUAAGACAUGAAAAGGAGAGAAAGCACAUGAAAGAUUCGCUGUUGCUCCUUUCUUGCUCUUGCAUCCUUUGUUUAUUACCCCUUUACUUCUUUUACUGUAGACAUUGAAAUAAAAAAUAAAAAUUCAACACUUCUACUUUUGAAGAA
Messenger RNA from Populus nigra (black poplar), 3501 nucleotides. Its product is annotated as phosphatidylinositol 4-phosphate 5-kinase 1-like. The record is from RefSeq and is a predicted model, not a curated record. The coding region runs from base 381 to 2750 and encodes 789 amino acids. The transcript has 8 exons. Lineage: Eukaryota; Viridiplantae; Streptophyta; Magnoliopsida; Malpighiales; Salicaceae. Gene Ontology annotation, biological process: phosphatidylinositol metabolic process. Gene Ontology annotation, molecular function: ATP binding; 1-phosphatidylinositol-4-phosphate 5-kinase activity.